Molecule: messenger RNA, 966 nt
Organism: Symbiodinium sp. CCMP2592
Lineage: Eukaryota; Dinophyceae; Suessiales; Symbiodiniaceae
Source: the annotation of a GenBank genome assembly
AUGGCUGCUGCCGGCCAGUCGGUGGUGCUGAGCAUCUUCACGGGCGCCGUGGAUCCCCUGGUGCUUGCCGUGAAGAAGGAAAAGCUCAGAGCGAUCGUUCUGUCCUGCCCGAUGCAGAAUCUGACAGAAGUUCCGGUGCCCGCGAAGAUAACGGAUGCAAGGCAGUGUGCAGUGGAAAUCCUGGACAAUGGCCUGGAACAGGGACUGGACAAGACUGCUCAGGAGGUCACGCUGAAGCUGCUGUGGAAGCAGGACAAGGAUGUGCCGUAUGCGACCGCAUCCCGCUGGGUGUUUCGAUGCCUUGCUGACUACUCAGGCGGAAGCAGUUUGCACUGGGACUUAGAGCCUGAGCCGACGGGCCUGGGCGGUUCUCAACCCGGUGCGCAGGUUGGGCCGAUACCCUCGCCAAGUGAAGCAAAAGCUCCUGACAUCCAAUCGCAUCUCGUUCGACAGGUGAAAUUGUUGCAAAGGCAACCACUUGAAGGGUACCAAGGCGGUGGCAAACUUGGUGAAGGAAGUUUCGGCCUUGUUGUGAGAGCGAAACGAGCAACCGAUAAUGAUGAUGUUGCCAUCAAGCUCUUGAAAGACGAUUUGGAAGCUUUUCAGGAGGUGGUUUUCGCCACCCAGCUUCAAGAUCAUCCCAACAUCGUGCAGCUUCUGGAUGCUGGCAUUUGGAUGGACAAAUCGGUCCUGGAUAAUGUAUCUAUAGACAAUAUGGUGGACCUUUUCGAGAUGCUGGAUGUGGAAGGCAACGGCAGGCUAGAGAUGGACCAGUUCAUCGGAGGCUUGCUGAAUUUAGUUCUCUUGGAUGUUCCUCUGUGGAGCAUCCAGUCCCAGCGAAUGUUGGGAAGCAUCCGCACGACCGUGACAAGUCUUGACAGAGACAUCGCGGAGAUUCGUUGCAAGCUAAAUCGGCUGACCGGCAGCCUGAACGAUGGUGCCCUCGGGAAGGAUGACUCUGUCUGA